This is a messenger RNA of Xylona heveae TC161, 526 nucleotides long. RefSeq lists its product as hypothetical. The transcript has a single exon. Bases 140 to 484 code for a protein of 114 amino acids. The record is from RefSeq and is a predicted model, not a curated record. Lineage: Eukaryota; Fungi; Ascomycota; Xylonomycetes; Xylonales; Xylonaceae.
CGCUACGAACGGGAUGGUUGUAUUAUCUUUUCGCAUUGUUGAAAAAGGAGGUCUCGUAUUGCAAGCUAAGGCCAGUUGCUUCUGCUUAUCCAUGUCAUACUUCGAAAUAGCAAAACAGUAGAUUCCAUCUUGAGCCAGAAUGCCCCUUCUUUUCUAUUCUUUUUCUGGGUCAUUUAUGCUCGUGGCGAAUAUUCUGAAUUGGCCGCGCCAUCGAUCAAGAAGGCGUCCGCUUCAGUGGUGGAGUUGGCGUCGACAAUUUCGGUAUCUAAAUCAGUUGCCGGUUCUGUGUGUGCUUGUCCAUCAACGGAUGCCAUUUGAGUUUCAUUCGAUGCCAGUGUCCUUUCACAAAAUCUAUUCUCCCAACAACCCGAUUUCCUCUUUGCUCCACCUUUUACUUUUCGCUCUGAGCAUGAAUGACACCGGUAAUUUGGAUCAGUAUCCCAGGGUCUGUUUAGAAACCAGUCAGCGCCCAAUAAAGUUGUAAACUAGUUUCGAACCAGAUUAGGUAUAGCUUACUUUUACCGAG